AUGGCGCGCCUUCGCGGCACCCGGAGACAUGCAGUGUACAAGCUCACCUUGGAAAUCCUUCUUCUUGUAUCUUUCGUAGUUCUGGGUCUGCUGGUGGGGUGGGAAGUAAGACUGAUCUGCUCGGACACCUUGCUUUUCCGAAAUGCUAAAAGCUUCAUUGAACGGAGAAUCCACGGACAGCAGACCUCGACAGAAGAGAAAAGCGGAGUCAAGGAAAUCAGCUCUACAGAGAACCCAAAACGAUGGAUUUUGAGAUUCAAGGAGGAUACUCUUGCAGAGGACCUUCCUGACAUCUGCCGGUACGAGCUCCAUCCAGGCCAGUGCGUUUAUGUGUUACAGUCUUUGAACGCGAUAGUGUACGAAGGCCACGCUGAUGAUCUCCCCAGCUUGAGUCGGCGGCUAGAAGAAGUUCUGGACUUCUAUGAGGAGGAUGUAAGCUUGUCCACCCAGGAACAGUUGGUUGCCAGCGGUGCCGCUGACUUAGACACUACACAAAGCUUGAGGGAGUUCGCCGGUCGCGUCGGCUCCGCUUGGGACGCCAUCCUGCAGAAGCGCGGUGUGCCACGUGACUGCCACGGCCACGGGACGCACGUGGCCGGGAUCGCCGCUGGCAGCUCAUAUGGCGUGGCACGUGGCGCUAUCGUGCAUGCGGUCAGGGUCGUGGACUGCGAAGGGCGCGGCCGCGCGUCGGACCUGCUGCUGGGCUUGCAGUGGGUGCUCGAGCAGCAGCACAAAGUGCACGCAGAGAAGAAAGAGCGAGCAGUGGUCAACGUGUCUCUGGGAGCGAAGAUGAUGCAGUCGAUCAACGACGCGGUAACGCUCCUCCACCGCGCCGGCGUUCCCGUUACGGUGGCUGCGGGCAACCUCAACGAGGACGCUUGCGGCAGCUCCCCGGCUUCCGCGUCCUCGGCCGUCACAGUCGGGGCGUUCGACCGGGACAAACAGCGCGCGUGGUUCUCAAACUUUGGCGGGUGCGUUGACGUGUUUGCGCCCGGGGUGGAUAUCAGGAGUGCUUGGCCUGGGUGGGAGGAGGAUGACGUCGAGGGGGAAGCGAUCCUGAGCGGGACGUCGAUGGCAGCACCCCAGGUGGCCGGCGCUCUGGCUCUGUACCUGGAGCGUUACCCCCUCACGUCGGCCGACCAUGCAAUCAAUGCAGUCUUAGGAAAUGCGACAGAGGACUUCGGAGAGGCUAGCAAAUGGUUUGCUACUUCAUAG
This is a messenger RNA of Klebsormidium nitens, 1215 nucleotides long. The record is from the annotation of a GenBank genome assembly. NCBI's taxonomy places the organism in Eukaryota, Viridiplantae, Streptophyta, Klebsormidiophyceae, Klebsormidiales, Klebsormidiaceae.